Molecule: messenger RNA, 1558 nt
Organism: Pecten maximus
Lineage: Eukaryota; Metazoa; Mollusca; Bivalvia; Pectinida; Pectinidae
Product: homeobox protein Nkx-2.2a-like
Exons: 3
Coding region: 163-1185 (340 amino acids)
Biological process (GO): cell differentiation; regulation of transcription by RNA polymerase II
Cellular component (GO): nucleus
Molecular function (GO): DNA-binding transcription factor activity, RNA polymerase II-specific; RNA polymerase II cis-regulatory region sequence-specific DNA binding
Source: RefSeq, a predicted model, not a curated record
AGGGGACUGAGGAUGAAAACAUUACACUACCCUUUGUAGGGCAGGACAUCAAAGGGGGCUGAAUGGUAUAUCUGUUUCAUUGAUGAUAAGAGAGGAAAACGUGCGAAGCCACGGCUUUAUCACAUAACUCGUGUCGAUUUCAUUUCAGCGGAAUCUAUCAAGAUGGACUCACAUCUACAAGAAAUGAACGGAGGGGCUAAAUCAAGCAGUAGCUUUUCCGUGAAGGACAUACUGGAUCUACCUAAAGGGAAGUCCGUCCUCAGUACCGGGGGCCCUACUACAGUCAGCAGCGCCACCCUACUGUCCAUCCCGACGGUGCCGGAAGUACCGGAUCUCCCCUCGGUCACUGGAUACUAUGACAACGAUAACCCAUAUACACGCUGGCUCCAAACAAAUGAACACAUGCAUUAUACUAGUUUACCUCACAUGAAUUCGCCCAGCGACUCGAAUCACUCCAGCGAUGUGUCCACGACAGAGAACCAUUCUACUGUACAUAAUGACAUUACAGCCGUGAAAUCGGAAUUAAACAGUUCUGAGGACUGCGACAAACUUAGUGACAAUGAUGGUGAUGAUUCGCCAGGUUCCCAUAACAAUGAUGGCCAAAAGAAGAGGAAACGAAGGGUGCUAUUUUCUAAGGCUCAGACUUAUGAACUAGAAAGGAGAUUUCGUCAACAGAGGUACCUGAGCGCACCAGAGCGGGAACAUUUAGCUAGUAUAAUUAGGCUAACGCCAGUUCAGGUAAAAAUAUGGUUUCAGAAUCACAGGUACAAGCUGAAGAGAUCUCGACAAGAAAAAGGUUUAGAUCUGAAUCCAUUACCGUCCCCGAGACGUGUGGCUGUUCCCGUGCUCGUGCGGGACGGCAAACCCUGCCAACCUGGAAUGAACAGUAUUGUUAAGUCCCAGGAACCCCUUCCAAUGCAACCUAACAUGAACUCUCCCGUGAACAUGAACAGCAGUUUGAGUAACAUGAACAUGAACCCCAUGGGCUCGUUAACGAUGAACAAUUCCAUGAACUCAAGUUUACCCACAUCGAUGAACAGUAUGAACAUGAGCUGUUCAUAUAACACAAUGGGAUCUAUGAACGCAAUGAAUUUGAACAUGAAUAUGAAUAUGAACAUGAACAACAUGAACGUGUUACCGAGUUACAGUCACCCUCUAAUGCAGCCUCAGACUCGGUGGUGGUAACCUUGGUGACACUAAUGUGGAUUUAUGCUUCAUCAGAAAUUGUGAAUUUCAAACUAAAUCUCAAAGAAUGCUGUAGAAUUAUCAGAAAAAAAUGGCACAAAGUGCUAUUUCGCUUUAUAUUUUGACACAUUAUAAUUCGCCUUUAACACUCGUCAGAAAUGUGUUUUACGUGACAGGUUUUAAUAGUGCAGAACUUUAAUUUAUUGAUUUAAACAAAAGUGCUUUAUAGAAUAUGGUCACCACCAUUUUAUAGAUUUGUCCGUCAAACAUCGUUUAUCACGCACAUCAAUUCCAUUUCUGUGUUUACGUAUGACGUCAUUGUGUUAGUCAUAUCAUAUUUAUAUUAAUUCAGAAUGAAAUAUCAUGACAUGUU